Molecule: messenger RNA, 1074 nt
Organism: Hippopotamus amphibius kiboko
Lineage: Eukaryota; Metazoa; Chordata; Mammalia; Artiodactyla; Hippopotamidae
Product: serine/threonine-protein kinase MRCK alpha-like
Exons: 11
Coding region: 1-1074 (357 amino acids)
Biological process (GO): peptidyl-threonine phosphorylation; actomyosin structure organization
Cellular component (GO): cytoplasm; cytoskeleton; actomyosin
Molecular function (GO): protein serine/threonine kinase activity
Source: RefSeq, a predicted model, not a curated record
AUGAGCAAAGACAGAACUCCCUUAUUCUGUAGGGUGAACAAUUUUAAGCCCCUACAGAAUACCUCAGGAAGCAUCAAGGAUGAAAAGGAUGCCCAGGACUUGAUCUUAGAAAAAACCAAAGAAAUGGAGUCUUUAAGAAAUUCCAGCUUCGUUAUAGGAGCAAGAAAAAUGCCAGGGACAAUGAAGCAAUUUGAUAAACUGGAUAUUUCAGCUAUGCUUAAGUUGGAGUCAGCUUUGGACAGAGAGCGAAUUUCCAGACAGAUCCUCCCAGAGGCUGCUCCAUUCGCUCUGAAAAGUAAAAUGAAAGCCAGAGAGAAGUACCAAUCCGACCUGUGGUUAGAAAUUGAACACCUGAAUAAAGGUUUAGUGCUACCAGACCCAAGUUCACCUUCCUUGGCACUUUUUAAUACAACUACCAAUGCCGUAACUCAGUGUGAAGCUGAUCCAGUUGAGAACAAGUUUGAACAGAAUCUAAAGAUCAAGUUUUACAUCAGUUCCGGAUCCACAUCUCCGUCCUCCUACAGUGGAGACGAAGCAGACCCAGUGAAGAUCACUGAUUCUGCUCACCUUCCAGUUCACACACCAACAAUAAAGAGAAAGGAAUAUCAUAGUAGAAUCCUCUUUCCAACCAAGCAUAAGACCCACCAGUUUUUCCUCACGUCCUUUACUGCUCCCACCAAGUGUCACCAGUGCACGUCUCUGAUGGUGGGUUUAAUAAGACAAGGCUGCACCUGUGACGCAUGUGGGUUCUCAUGUCACACGACCUGUGUAGAAAAAGCUCCAAAAGCUUGUCCAGUGCCUUUUCAUCGGAAGAAAGGUGCCUUCUGUCUAGACGCACAGAAAGGCAUGGGAACAGCCUAUGAAGGCCAUGUCUGGAUCCCAAAGAAAGCAGGGAUGAAAAAAGGAUGGCAGAGGGCAUUGGCUGUAGUGUGUGACUUCAAACUCUUCCUGUAUGAUAUAGAUGAAGAAAAAGACUCAAAACCCAAUGUUGUAGUGAGUCAAGUGAUUGACAUGAGUGUCUUGCUUUUCCUUCAGGGAUGGAGCAUUUUCUGUCAGUUCAGUCUGGCCCUCUGA